Molecule: messenger RNA, 1486 nt
Organism: Argiope bruennichi
Lineage: Eukaryota; Metazoa; Arthropoda; Arachnida; Araneae; Araneidae
Exons: 2
Coding region: 100-465 (121 amino acids)
Source: RefSeq, a predicted model, not a curated record
CGUUUUCUGCUAACAUCUGUCUUUUAGUGUCAGACGGUAAGCCACACUGUUUGUGUGAGGCAUUUGACGGUUUCAUAACAUUGGCUUUAUAAAGUAGCCAUGGUGAAUCAAAUGGAAGAAUCUCCUGAAAUGUCUGAUUUACAGAGUACUGAAAGUAUAGGGGAAGCUGCUAUUAUUUUGAUUUCCAUUGGAUCUGUCUUAGUUAUUCUGUGUGCUGCUUCCAUCAUCUAUGGUCUUCGUCGGAGAAGACAUAUUUUAGCUUCGCUGGGAGGUGCACCACCAGCAGCAGAUGAGAAUAUCCACAACCCAACCGACUUCAUGAACAAGCUAGCUACUUGGGACCGCAGUCAUUCGAUUGACGAAAUACUGGAAAAGCGCCGACGAUCUGUUUGGACUUUGGAGAUUUUUGAAAACUAUGGCACCAGUGAAGAGAAAAUGGAAAAGCAAUUUAAUUCGGACUCGUGAAAUUCCACGAUAGUGGUCAAGGAGCAUUCCACGUUGAUUUACAGCCAGAACAAAGCUCAUUGAUACUGCUGGAUAAUGAUUCCCUCUGGAGAUAUGCAUAUUUUAAAGUUCUACUUAACAUAUUAGUGCAGCUGAUGUGUUUCAAAUCAUUCACCAAGAUCUUAGUCUCAGCAAUGCAAGUUGAGAUAUUUCACAUCUUAUUCAUGACUGUUGAACCACAAACGAAUUUUAAAGUAUUGUUUACAUAACCUUAUAUAAGUAAUAUGUAUAUGAAACAUACAGGAAUUUGGAGAACUAAACUAUUUGUGGAAUGCCACUUAUGUUUUAGUUCUCUUCCUUUAUGUGCUUAUUGAAACUGUUGACUUUUAACUUGCUUUUCGACAUUUCCUUUGUGUAAAUCUAAUUUAAACCCCUUAAUAUUUCUAAAGAAUGACAAAUGCUUUCAAUCUCAGUUUAUUUGUAUUCUCAUUCAGGUUAUGACAUGGAUGGACAUUGCUGUACUUUCAAGCUGCACAAGUGCAUACGGAUUUCUUUUUCAUUAUUAUUAUUAUAAAUUGUGGACUUAUGUUUGAGUCUCGACAACAGAUGUUUUUUUAAAAAAAAAUCUGUAUUUAAUUUAAAUAUUUGUAAAUUGCUGAAAUGUUUGUGUAAUGUACUGUGCACUAUAAUGUACUUACAACUAAGGAAUAUUUGUCUCUAAAAAAAUGAGCUGUUAAAUUUUUAAAUAUGUAUCUAUGUACUACUUAAAAUGAGUUGCCAAAUGCAAAUUGUGAGCACAAUUAUAUGAACUUUCUACUCAGUCAUUUCAACUACUCUAGCAUUACAAGAGAUUAAAAGUAUUAUGUGUAAUUCAUUUCAACGCUUUAUACAUUCGUCUUUUGUCUGUUAUAUAUCUUUUUCUAAAAGAAAACAUGAAAUACUUAAAUUUGUGAAAUUGCCUACUAUAUAAUGUAUUUACAUUAAGAAUGAUUAAUUAUGUAUAUAAGUGUUUUAUGAAAUAAAUUUGAAAUUCUUUAUUGAC